Molecule: messenger RNA, 2824 nt
Organism: Thrips palmi
Lineage: Eukaryota; Metazoa; Arthropoda; Insecta; Thysanoptera; Thripidae
Product: tetracycline resistance protein, class E-like
Exons: 11
Coding region: 187-1713 (508 amino acids)
Biological process (GO): transmembrane transport
Cellular component (GO): membrane
Molecular function (GO): transmembrane transporter activity
Source: RefSeq, a predicted model, not a curated record
CGCCAGGCCGGUCAGCUUGCCGCUGAGUGGUUGGUCACUUUCUGGUCCGACACACUACGAGCUGGCGAAAGGCAAGAAUUUUAUUUUUGCCGACAGUCGACGCCUGGCUUAUCUCGCUCCGCGCCGCCGCAUGAUACGUCUCCAUGAUACGCGUUGAUCUGUCGCAUCAAUUCGUCUUUGUUUUGUAUGCGCACUCACUCUUUGGGACAGUUUGGCUUCAUCAGAGGAGCAAGCAAGUUUACAAUGCAGACGCAUCCGACGCCUCCACUACGCACAGAGACAUCAACUGCGCCAGCAGAGGGAGCCGCAAAGGAACGCAGCUGGCUGGCACGAGCCAACAUCACCGUGGAGCCCGUCAUGCUGGCGCACAUGUUCGCCUUCAUGCUGACCAGCGUCGUCGGCCAGUCGUUCCUGGUGCAGCGUGCCUGCCGCGUCCACCUCGGGCUGCCCGAGAGCGUCUGCAGCAGCAUCCAGGAGCCGCAGUUCAAAGAGGACGCCGCACGGGUGCAGAUCGAGGUGUCCAACUUCCACCAGUACAACGGCAUCGUCUACAACUUCGUCCCCGUCUUCUUGGCGCCGUUUCUCGGCGCUUGGAGCGACCGACGGGGCCGGAAGCUGCCCCUGCUCAUGGGGCUGGGCGGGAACACUCUGUACUUCGCCAUGUUGGCGCUCGUCGCCUCGCAAGACACUUGGCGCUUGGAGAUGAUUUUGGUCCUGGUGAGUCUGCCGGCGGCGCUGACGGGCUCCGGGCUGGCGGUGUUCUCCGCCACGCACUGCUACGUCGCGGACGUCACCCCCACCGAGGACCGCACCCUGCGCCUCGCCAUCCUGGACAGCUGUUACCUGGUCGCCAUGCCCGCCGGCAUCUCGCUCGGUGCGUACUUGUUCGGCUCGGUGCUGGACGGCUCCGUGACGGCCAUGUUCGCCAUCAGCACCGGCUUCCUCGCAUUCUGCUUCGUGUAUAGCUUGCUGGUGCUCGAGUGGCAGACGAACGAUGCCCAGAAAUCGCUCAAGGGAGUUAACAUCUGCUCGGACUUCUUCGACAAACAUCACAUCGUGGAGUCCAUCAAAACACUAUGUCGCCCGCGAAGCAGCCACGGCCGCCUGUACCUCUUUCUAAUCCUCCUGUCCGUGGGGCUCUACACCUUCCAAAGAAACGAGCAACAGUUUACGUACCUGUACACGCAGAUGAAAUUCAACUGGAGCGUCAAUGAGUUCAGCAACUAUCGCACGUUCCAGACAAUUGCAUACGUUUUUGCGAUGCUUUUAGGCGUGCCGCUGUUCACCAAACAUUGUGGCUUCAGUGAUUCGGUCAUAGUCCUCACGGCAUCGGUGGCCCAUGCAGUUGCAGGCGUGGCAUUUGUAGCGGCAGAAGUUCCUUGGGUAUUUUACAUUGGUGGUGCCGUGUCGUCUCUAGGCCCAACUGGCCCCCCGGUCCUGCGGUCAAUGGCAUCUAAACUGGUGUCAGUUGACGAAAGAGGAAAAAUAUUUGCCAUUUUGUGCGUGGCUGAGACCGCUAUGCCCAUUCUUGCUAGCGCCGUGUACAGCCAGGUCUACAACGCCACCCUGGAGUCCUAUCCCCCAGCCAUCUUCUGGGUCACUAUUGCCUCUCAAGCAACUGUGUUCAUCUUCAUUCUGUGCGUGUACGCGUCCAUGAGAAGAUCUCCGGCGCCGCCCUGCCACGCGGCCGAGCGCUCGCCGCCAGAAAGCUGAGCCUGUUGAGGGAAAAGCCUCCAUCCAUCCUCUUCCCUUUAUGCGGGGCCUGAAUGCUUUACGGUGACGUGUUGAUGCUAGGCACGUCGCGGCACGCCCGGGCCGCCGCCUGCAACGCCCCGCCAGCCCUGCCAGCCCUGCCACCCGACACUCAUAUCGAUGAUAUCACCGGCGAGAAAUUGCCCAGUAGCCCCGACCAGCGUCGCGGCCCGCCAUACGAUAAACAAGCUCCCUGCAACACGGAGCCCAGCGGCCCUGCCACCCUGCCGCCCUAGCCCCCCGCCCUUCCCGCGAAGAACGCACCGCUUGGCGCGCCGAAGUGGCGGCAAUCACCGUUCGUCAAAAACCGAGAUUAGAAACUAAAUCUUCUUCGAGGGGAGAUAAAAGGCGAUGCCAGGGAGUGCAGAGGAGGGAGGCGUGGCGCCGGGCGGCGUCAUAGUGCUCACACACACACACACACACCACAGGUCCUGCUAGAGUGCAGGGGCAUGUGAAGAGUCAGCUACCGCCACCUGUUGCAGACUUAUUAGUUCACACCAAAAGAAUGCGGGACCUAAGUUGACCCUCGUGGUUCGUAUCACACCUCUUUUAUUGGCACGUGAUUAAAAAUAGUAAUUUACAGAUGUGGGUGUGUGGUCUUGUGUUCCUCGCGGCCCACUUAAAUCAAUCGUCCGGAGAAUUUGAUAAACGCUCCGUUUCAUCGCGCGUCGACCGAAUCCAAUCACAGCACGCUGCCGGCCCUACGCCCGCGCCCUUCUGCCCCACUCCAGUUUCGCCACCUGAAACCCCAACCGUGACGUCACCACGUUAAUUUCCGAUAAAGCAUCUCGACGCGGCCCAUUUCCUCAUCACGCACUCUCACCGGAGUCGCUCCGUCUCUCUCGCACUGUCUCGCCGAGCGUUGGCCAGUUCGAUGAAGCUCUUGGCUCGAUACACCCGUUGAAGGCGGAUGUUUAAACUCACCUCACUCUCUGGUUGCUAAUUCAAAAUGCUUUAACUGCAUAAAAGAAUGCAGAAUAAAUUUGAUAAUUACUAUUGGUGUUGCAUCAGUUCUCCUUUUUGACAAUCUUCCUCUUUUCCAUCGUUCCGCCUCUUUUCUUCUCUCCUUCAU